Molecule: messenger RNA, 1647 nt
Organism: Triticum turgidum subsp. durum (durum wheat)
Lineage: Eukaryota; Viridiplantae; Streptophyta; Magnoliopsida; Poales; Poaceae
Source: the annotation of a GenBank genome assembly
AUGGGGCUCGAUUUGGGAGCCCUCGCUCUCAAGUACACCGGGCUGGCGGUGUCGGACCACGACUCCAUCGUCGCCAUCAACAUCUUCAUCGCGCUGCUCUGCGGCUGCAUUGUCUUCGGCCACCUGCUCGAGGGGAACCGCUGGGUCAAUGAGUCCACCACCGCGCUUGUCCUGGGCCUCAUCACCGGUGGUGUCAUUCUGAUCUGCACCAAAGGGGUGAACUCGCGCAUCCUUAUCUUCAGCGAGGAUAUUUUCUUCAUCUACUUGCUCCCGCCCAUCAUUUUUAACGCCGGGUUUCAAGUAAAGAAAAAGCAAUUCUUCCGCAACUUUGCGACAAUUAUUUUAUUUGGUGCUGCUGGAACACUGAUAUCCUUUGUAAUAAUCACGUUCGGUGCUAUGGGAUUGUUCAGCAAACUUGAUGUUGGUCCACUCGAGCUUGGGGACUAUCUUGCAAUUGGGGCUAUCUUCUCAGCAACAGAUUCUGUUUGCACCUUACAGGUGCUUAACCAGGAUGAAGCACCCCUACUGUAUAGUCUAGUUUUUGGUGAAGGUGUUGUUAAUGAUGCUACAUCAGUUGUGCUCUUCAAUGCAAUUCAAAACAUUGAUAUUAAUCAUUUUGAUGUCUUCGUUCUACUACAAUUCAUCGGAAAAUUCCUCUACCUAUUCUUCACCAGCACCGUUCUUGGAGUAGCUGCUGGGUUGCUUAGUGCAUACAUUAUUAAGAAACUUUGUUUUGCAAGACACUCAACUGACAGAGAAGUUGCUAUCAUGAUACUCAUGGCAUACCUUUCGUAUAUGCUGUCAAUGCUGCUGGAUCUGAGUGGCAUUCUAACCGUGUUCUUCUGUGGAAUAGUAAUGUCACAUUACACUUGGCAUAAUGUCACAGAAAGCUCAAGGGUUACUACCAAGCAUACUUUUGCAACUUUAUCAUUCAUUGCUGAGAUUUUUCUUUUUCUCUAUGUCGGGAUGGAUGCAUUGGACAUUGAUAAAUGGAAAUUAGCUAGUAGCAGUCCUAAGAAACCAAUUGCUUUAAGCGCUGUUAUAUUGGGUUUGGUUAUGGUUGGAAGAGCAGCAUUCGUAUUCCCUUUAUCUUUUCUAUCGAACUUAAGUAAAAAAGAGUCACAUCCAAAGAUUUCCUUCAACCAACAGGUUAUCAUAUGGUGGGCAGGUCUCAUGAGAGGAGCAGUUUCAAUUGCACUUGCUUAUAACACUUUGCAGUUUACAACAUCUGGUCAUACUGCUGUGCGAGUUAAUGCUGUCAUGAUCACCAGCACAAUCAUUGUUGUUCUGUUCAGCACAAUGGUUUUCGGCUUGCUGACUAAGCCUCUGAUUAAUCUCCUCAUCCCACCAAGACCUGGCACCGCAGCUGAUAUCUCAAGCCAGUCAUUCCUAGACCCACUUACGGCGAGCUUGUUGGGGUCGGACUUCGAUGUAGGCCAGCUCACCCCCCAAACAAACCUUCAGUAUCUUCUCACCAUGCCAACUCGCUCGGUUCAUCGUGUAUGGCGCAAGUUCGAUGAUAAGUUCAUGCGCCCAAUGUUUGGGGGAAGAGGCUUCGUCCCAUUUGUGCCUGGUUCACCCAUAGAGAGGAGCGUCCAUGGGCCUGGCUUGUUGGGCACUGUGACGGAGGCAGAAGACCGUAGUUAA